CCGGUCACGUCAUAUCCGGUCUUCGCCAACGCUGUCAGUGUCAAAGCUAGCAAACGAGAAACUUGACGCCACGUUUUUGACAGAAUAUCAGCCGCUAGUUUGAUUUCCACACGACGGGAUUUGAGCAUCGACAGGUCGGUGAACGUUUUGCUGGCGGACUUUUUCUGUGCGGGAGCUGCGUGUCUCGAAGAAGCUCACUUUUAAAACGGCACUCGAAGCUAAAGCAAGAACACGUUGUCGUCUUUGUCAGACAGCGGUUGAACUGGGUCAGUAUUAAGAGACCCCCUUGAUCUCGGCCUCAGGAUGCCAUGCCACAAUCAGCAACUGAACAAUGUGAACAGUGGCCAGGAGCAUCCAAUGAAGCAGGUACGGUUUGCAAACAACAACAACAACAGCAGCAGCAGCAGCAGCAGCAGCAGCAGCAGCAGCAGCGUGCCUGCAGUGCUGUCCAACUCUGACCCAACUGAUGCCACCAAACAGACUGACAGCCAAGAUAACCUGGGACCUCAGCUUAAACUGCUCCCUCUGAACGACCAGAUCCGUGAAUUGCAGACCAUAAUCAGAGACAAGACAACCAGCAGAGGAGACUUUGUGUUUUGUGCUGAUCGACUGAUCAGAUUAGUAGUUGAAGAGGGUUUGAAUCAGCUCCCCUACUCGGAGUGCACUGUAACCACUCCAACAGGGUACAAGUAUGAAGGUGUCAAGUUUGAAAGAGGCAACUGUGGAGUCAGCAUAAUGAGGAGUGGUGAGGCCAUGGAGCAGGGUCUCAGGGACUGCUGCCGCUCCAUCCGCAUCGGCAAGAUCCUCAUCCAGAGUGAUGAGGAGACACAGAAAGCCAAGGUCUACUACGCCAAGUUCCCUCCAGAUGUGUACAGGAGAAAAGUGCUGCUCAUGUACCCCAUCCUUAGUACUGGGAACACUGUGAUUGAGGCAGUGAGAGUGUUGAUAGAGCACGGAGUCCAGCCCAGACAUAUUAUCCUCCUCAGCCUCUUCUCCACGCCUCAUGGAGCCAAAUCUAUAAUCCAGGAGUUCCCUGAUAUCACCAUCUUGACCACGGAGGUGCAUCCAGUGGCUCCGACACAUUUUGGACAGAGGUACUUCGGCACCGACUGAACGGAGGACAACAUGAGGAACAUGGAAUUGUUUUGAGUAUAUUUUGUCUUGUUUAUUUAAAUGCAUCUCAUGUUCUCCUUGUUGUGCCAAAUACUGCUACUAUCUCUCCAAAGUUCCUUAACUCAAUACAAAAUGAUUAAUCUGAUUGAUUUUAUUUAUUGUUUUGUGCUGUGUAUUCUCUUGCUAAAGAAAGAAGACAACACUGAACCAUAUAAAUAGUUCAACUUGGAUCAUUUUAUUUGCAUGUCACAACUGAUGCAAAAUAAAGAAUUUAUAUUUGUUAAGACAGAAA
Cyclopterus lumpus (lumpfish) is the source of this 1405-nucleotide messenger RNA. RefSeq names its product uracil phosphoribosyltransferase (FUR1) homolog (S. cerevisiae) (gene uprt). The record is from RefSeq and is a predicted model, not a curated record. Bases 304 to 1113 code for a protein of 269 amino acids. The transcript has 7 exons. Lineage: Eukaryota; Metazoa; Chordata; Actinopteri; Perciformes; Cyclopteridae.